Molecule: messenger RNA, 1553 nt
Organism: Penicillium brasilianum
Lineage: Eukaryota; Fungi; Ascomycota; Eurotiomycetes; Eurotiales; Aspergillaceae
Source: the annotation of a GenBank genome assembly
CCGCUCCAAAAUCCCGCCCUUUUUUCCCGGUGACUCAACCCUUUCGACCUACUUUAAAUCCAGUGUUUCUACCUUUUUUUGCCAAGCUUCAAUACAACACGUUUCACAUCACUCAUCAUGUCCAAGGGAAAGGUUUGCCUUGCCUACUCCGGUGGCCUCGAUACUAGCUGUAUCCUCAAGUACCUCAUUGAGGAUGGCUACGAGGUCGUUUGCUUCAUGGCCGAUGUUGGCCAGGAGGAGGACUUUGAGGCUGCCCGUGAGAAGGCCCUGAAGAUUGGUGCUCUCAAGUGCGAGAUUGUCGACAUCCGCCGCGAGUUCAUCGAGGAGCUCUGCUUCCCCGCCAUUGCUUGCAAUGCUGUCUACGAGAACGUGUACCUCCUUGGUACCUCUCUGGCCCGUCCCGUCAUUGCCCGUGCCCAGAUCGCUGUCGCCCAGCGCGAGGGCUGCUUCGCUGUCUCCCACGGCUGCACUGGCAAGGGUAACGACCAGGUUCGCUUCGAGCUUGCCUUCUACGCCCUCCAGCCCAACAUCAAGGUCAUUGCCCCGUGGCGUGACCCCGUCUUCUACGAGCGCUUCGUCGGCCGUAACGAUCUCCUCGCCUACGCUGCCGAGAAGGGCAUCCCCGUCACCUCCACCAAGUCCAAGCCCUGGUCCAUGGACGAGAACCUGGCCCACUGCUCCUACGAGGCCGGUAUCCUGGAGGACCCCAACAUCACUCCUCCCGCCGACAUGUGGAAGUUGACCCAGGAUCCUCUCACUGCCCCCGACCAGCCUGAGGACUUCACCCUCACCUUCGAGAAGGGUGUUCCCGUCAAGCUGGAGUACACCGAAAAGGGCCAGCAGAAGACUGUUACCGACUCCGUUGAGCUCUUCCUGACUGCCAACGCCAUUGCCCGCCGCAACGGUGUUGGUCGUAUCGACAUCGUCGAGAACCGUUUCAUCGGUAUCAAGUCCCGUGGCUGCUACGAGACCCCCGGUCUUACUUGCCUGCGCGCUGCCCACAUCGACCUUGAGGGUCUUGUGAUGGACCGUGAGGUCCGUGCCCUGCGUGACUCUUUCGUCACCUUCAACUACUCUAAGCUCCUGUACAACGGCAUGUACUUCUCCCCCGAGCGCGAGUUCCUCGAGGCCUCCAUCACCGCCUCCCAGAAGUCCGUCAACGGUGUCGUCCGCUGCCGCGCCUACAAGGGCUCCGUGUCCGUCCUCGGCCGCUACUCUGAGACCGAGAAGCUGUACGACAUGACCGAAUCCUCCAUGGAUGAGAUCGGUGACUUCUCCCCCGCCGAGACCACCGGCUUCAUCAAUGUGUCGGCCAUCCGUCUGAAGAAGUACGGCCAGAUGAAGGCUGCCGCUGGUGAGAAGCUGUAAAUAUCUUCUUCUUCUUCUUCUUCUUCUUCUCUCUCACGGUAGGAGAAUGGGGAGCCAUAUGCUGAGCAUCACUGGCUUUACCAGCCAAAAAUCGCUGGGAUUUUCCUUUUCAUCUUUAUAAUGUCCUGCUAUAUAGUGGACUGGGAUCCCAGUUUGAAUGAUUGUAUAAUGAAAUUAAAAAAAGU